AGAGUAAAUUGUAUUGGUACUAAAGAAAUUAGACCGGUUGUACUUAAAAAUAUUAUUCAUCUUCAUUCGAUUUCAAACCAUAGUCUAGUAUUGUUUGAGAUAAAAUAAUCAUAAAAUUAUUUAUAAUGUCUUGCUGUGAAAAGAUACCAACUCGGUAUACGAUAGGUGUUAUGAUCUACAUGUGUGUGCUAGUCAGUUUCACUUUGCAAGUGAACUUGAGUGUCAACAUUGUUGACAUGGUACCAGUUGUCGUGAAUGGUACAGAAACUGUGGAAAAGGAAACGCUUGGAUGGUCAGCAUAUGAACGAGCAUUAGUUCUAGGAGGUUAUUCCUGGGGAUACAUUGUAGCCAACAUUAUGGGUGGACUUGUGGUUCAAAAACUAGGCCCACGAAACACAGUCAUUUUGGGUCAGCUGGGAUCUGCUAUUCUUACAUUUUUGAGUCCCUUAUUUGCCAAAAUGAGCUUCAUUGCCUUGACAAUAACGAGAAUUGCUCUUGGUUUUCUUAGUGGUUUUCUUAUUCCUGCUGUCACUGGAUUGAUUGCAAAUUGGGCUGUUCCGAACGAGAGAGGAAAGUUCACAUCAGCCAUGAUCGGAGGCACCAUCGGUACUAUGGUGGCGUGGUCAAUACUCGGUGUUCUUAUUGAGAGUUACGGCUGGGAAUGGGGAUUUUAUUUUUUCGCAAUCACUGCUGUAUUAUUCUGUUUGCCGUGGCUUUACAUUGUAUACGAUACUCCAGAUGAACAUCCAAGGAUUGAAAAAUCUGAAAAGCAGUUUAUUAUCGACGGAAUUCAGAAAAACGACAGGACGAAACUAAUACCGCCAUAUUUUCGGAUUGUGACCAACGUGCCUUGGAUAGCUGGAGCCAUUCUAGCAUUUGGCAAUAACUGGGGCAUUUUCUUCAUCUUAAACUCUGCCCCAACAUUUAUAGCAAAUGUAUUGAAGUACAACUUAGGUUCAACAGGACUUCUUUCUUCUAUCACAUACAUUGUGCGAAGUUGUACAGCUAUCCUAUUCGGUAUAAUUGGCGACUUCAUUCUAAGAAGAAAAAUACUGUCAGUCAACACACUGCGAAAAUCUUUUGUCACAUUCUCACAUAUAUUGCCAGGGUUACUGUUAUUAGCUUUGACGACAACUUCAAAUCCUAUUGUAGCUUUGACUUUGAUGAUAAUUUCAAUUGGUUUAAAUGGAUCUUCAGUGUUGACGUCUGCAAUAAACUGUCAUGAUUUGACUCCGAAUUAUGCUUCCACUGCGUUUGGACUUACAAAUGGUCUCGCUUCAGUUUCUGGUAUUUUGUCACCAUUGGUGGUCGCACAUUUCACUGAACAAGAUGAAACGAAUUUGGAAAGAUGGAGGCCAGUGUUUUACAUCGGAUCGGGUAUAUACGUGCUCUCUGCAAUAAUUUUUGUUGUUUUUGGCUCAACACAAGUUCAAGCUUUUAAUAGAAUAGAGGACGAAAAUUUGGAAGACGCAACAUUAAAAAACCAAGAAAAAUAUACGAUUGCGACAGUACAAAAUUAAUUAAUAUUUUUGUUUCUUAUUCAAGUGCCCUUUAUGAAGUAUUUCCAAAGUAAAAAAUAUCGUAAGAAGCGUUUAAAUGACAAAAUAUUUAGCUAUCCAGACAAUUUGUAAGUUCCUAAUGUAUUUACAUUGUUAAAUAAUGCAAGUAACGUUUAUUUCAUCAGAUAGGUACCCUGUAUACCCAAAAAAGUUGACUGAUCCCAAUUCUUAUAACGAAUGUUCGUGUCAUCUCAUUCCUCCUAACAUAUUCCUUCUCUUUCUAACACCAGCUAGACAUUUCUGCAUAGAAUCGCUUUGAUUAAUGCCCAAACUGUUUCUAGGUCCGCUAGACCAGUCAAUUCGAUGACCUAACCAUUAUCCUAAUCCAACCUAACGUGACCCUUAACGACCUUUAUUUAAAUCCCAAUCUCGAUUGACUUGCGAAGCUAGAGAUAGACAAUAUCCAUGGUGGUCGAUUGAAGGGAUUUAGUCUUUAUUUCGUGAGUAGCAGGUUCCCGUUUCUAGUGUUUCCGGUCAGUUUUUGUCGAGUCAGAUACGACUGGCUCUUUCCUUUAUUUAUAG
This is a messenger RNA of Plutella xylostella (diamondback moth), 2081 nucleotides long. NCBI's taxonomy places the organism in Eukaryota, Metazoa, Arthropoda, Insecta, Lepidoptera, Plutellidae. The record is from RefSeq and is a predicted model, not a curated record.